ACAUCGGGUGUAGUGAGGGGUCAGACGAUAGAUGUGUUGAACGUAAGUAUUGACCAGUUUUUGAGUAUACCUUAUGCCGAACCACCCGUCGGGAGACUCCGGUUCGCCAAACCUGAACCCAUCAGCACUCCUAUUGAGCCAUUCAUCGAUGGUCGAGUGCCGGGCAAAUCAUGUGUGCAAAAAUAUGUGCCACAAUUCUUCUACGACAAGGUUGGAAACAUCAUCCAAAGCGAGGACUGUCUGGUGUUGAACGUGUGGACCCCUACGGCCCGUACCGGUGACCGACAGAAAGCGGCCCUAAAACCGGUCAUGUUUUGGAUAUAUGGCGGGGGUUUUGCUAUUGGGUCCAUAUUUCAACACCAAUACAACGCUAGUCUAUUGGCAGCACACGAUGUGGUGGUUGUGUCCGUCAACUAUAGGUUAGGACCGUUUGGUUGGCUAUACGGGGAUCGGGAGGACGCGCCCGGAAAUGUCGGCUUUUAUGACCAGUUAUUGGCUCUCAAAUGGGUUAGAGAAAACAUCCAUAUGUUUGGCGGAGAUAAGGAUCAGAUUACUAUAUUUGGUGAGAGCGCCGGCAGUUGGUCGGGAUCGGCACAUAUCAUAUCGCCGUUAAGUAAAGGCCUAUUCAAACGGGUUAUUAUGCAAAGCGGUGCCCAUUAUUACAACCCGGAUAGGGAUCCGGUCAACACAACUGAAGCCCUAUUUAUGGCCAAACAAUUUGCAAAAAGCAUGAACUGUACGGACGAACAGAAAUGGUUGGACUGUUUGCGUGGUAUCGACGCCCAGGCGUUGAUCAAAGGGUUUGAUACAAAUGUCCAGAUAUUCCCGAUUCUGGGCACAGAAUUUCUGCCAAUGAGUGCUCAGCAAGCGUUCAAACAAGUGUCGUUUAAUAAAGACCUGGAUAUCAUGGCCGGUGUUGAACGCAAUGAAGGCUCAGUAAUAAUGCAACCCUUAGUGAUAUCCAACCCUACUGUCCAAGACUUUACUCAAUUGGUAUCCAUUGUGGGCUCAGUUUAUCACAAUUACGAUAUCAAACGUAUCGUAGAUUUCUAUACAAAAUCUAUCGACACAAACAAUUCCGAUGCCAUCCUAUGGGCUGAAUAUAACUUUUUCAGUGACGUAACGAUGAUAUGCCCGACCUAUAGGUUCGCCAAAGCAUACGGCCAGUUGUCGGGCACCGGGAGUGUGUACUUCUAUGACCAGACAUACGCCCGACAGUCGUAUUUAAAUGAGACACUCUAUGGUGUGACACACUUUGCGGACAUUGACUUUGUGUUUGGUUUACCACUACUGGAGCCGUCAGUCACUGACACAGCAAUUGAUAGACAAUUUAGUCUACAAGUGAUGAAAUGGUGGACAGAUUUUGCUAAAUAUGGCCGACCGGACCCUAAAUGGCCUAAACUUAUUGGCGAUAAACCGGGUGUUAAACUAGUGUCAAAAGUUAGAGAAAACAUCCAUAUGUUUGGCGGAGAUAAGGAUCAGAUUACUAUAUUUGGUGAGAGCGCCGGCAGUUGGUCGGGAUCGGCACAUAUCAUAUCGCCGUUAAGUAAAGGCCUAUUCAAACGGGUUAUUAUGCAAAGCGGUGCCCAUUAUUACAACCCGGAUAGGGAUCCGGUCAACACAACUGAAGCCCUAUUUAUGGCCAAACAAUUUGCAAAAAGCAUGAACUGUACGGACGAACAGAAAUGGUUGGACUGUUUGCGUGGUAUCGACGCCCAGGCGUUGAUCAAAGGGUUUGAUACAAAUGUCCAGAUAUUCCCGAUUCUGGGCACAGAAUUUCUGCCAAUGAGUGCUCAGCAAGCGUUCAAACAAGUGUCGUUUAAUAAAGACCUGGAUAUCAUGGCCGGUGUUGAACGCAAUGAAGGCUCAGUAAUAAUGCAACCCUUAGUGAUAUCCAACCCUACUGUCCAAGACUUUACUCAAUUGGUAUCCAUUGUGGGCUCAGUUUAUCACAAUUACGAUAUCAAACGUAUCGUAGAUUUCUAUACAAAAUCUAUCGACACAAACAAUUCCGAUGCCAUCCUAUGGGCUGAAUAUAACUUUUUCAGUGACGUAACGAUGAUAUGCCCGACCUAUAGGUUCGCCAAAGCAUACGGCCAGUUGUCGGGCACCGGGAGUGUGUACUUCUAUGACCAGACAUACGCCCGACAGUCGUAUUUAAAUGAGACACUCUAUGGUGUGACACACUUUGCGGACAUUGACUUUGUGUUUGGUUUACCACUACUGGAGCCGUCAGUCACUGACACAGCAAUUGAUAGACAAUUUAGUCUACAAGUGAUGAAAUGGUGGACAGAUUUUGCUAAAUAUGGCCGACCGGACCCUAAAUGGCCUAAACUUAUUGGCGAUAAACCGGGUGUUAAACUAGUGUCAAAAGUGAAGGAUUUAAGUCCACACAAUUUGUACUAUUAUUUUGAGGAUCUGUUCGCUAAGACUUGCGAU
Messenger RNA from Medioppia subpectinata, 2439 nucleotides. The record is from the annotation of a GenBank genome assembly. NCBI's taxonomy places the organism in Eukaryota, Metazoa, Arthropoda, Arachnida, Sarcoptiformes, Oppiidae.